GAAUCAUACAUAUUUCGGCUGUCGACGCGGGGAAGGGAAAGAGGAACUAUGACCCACUCAACUACCCGGGACGAGUUGUCCCAGUUACUCCCAUCUCAGGUGCGGACAUGCGGCCAACCGAGAGCGGACCCACACGACCCCGCGGAGCCCCCGAAGAGAUCCGCCGUGCGACUUCUCAUGCACGGCGCGGCGAUGUUCGGGAGGGAGUUCUGCUACGCCGCCGAGGCGGCUUUCGUGACCCCGGUGCUACUGAGCGUGGGACUGCCUAAUACUCUUUACAGCAUUGUGUGGCUCGUCAGUCCCAUUCUGGGCUUUAUCCUCCAGCCCAUCUUCGGCUCAGCCAGCGACUACUGCCGGUCCAGGUGGGGCAGGAGGAGACCCUACAUUUUAGCCAUUGGGAUCCUGCUGGUGGUGGGGAUGACUCUGUUCCUUAACGGAGAAGCCUUGGUAACAGCCGUCAUUAAACACGGGAGACAAAGAAAGCUUUGGAGUAUUCUGAUAACUGUUCUCGGCGUGGUCAUCUUCGACUUCUCUGCAGAUUUCAUCGACGGCCCCAUCAAAGCUUAUCUCUUUGAUGUUUGCUCACAUCAGGACAAAGAGAGGGGUUUACAAUUCCAUGCUCUGCUGACUGGUAUUGGAGGUGCUGUGGGCUACAUAGUGGGUGCGAUAGAAUGGAAGAGCACUCCCCUGGGACAUGUUUUAGGAUCUGAAUAUCAAGUUAUUUAUGUUUUUGCAGCAGUAAUUUUCAUUGCAUUUCUAACCAUACAUCUGUGCAGUAUACCAGAAGUUCCUUUAGGUGAGGAAGGAGAUGCUAAGGAAUCAUACUUGCUGGGAGAUAAUACCACAGACUAUGGAACGAUUGAAAGUCAUAAAGAUGAUCUUCAUGAUCCAUGUGUCAAUAAUCUGAAACCUUUAUCACCGGCAAAAAAAUUAGAAAAUGGUUCACUUAUCGCCUCCAAUAAACCACAAGAUGACAAGGUACAAAGACGUAUGACCCUAAAAUCCUUGUUUAAGACGUUGCUCAAUAUGCCUUCUCAAUAUCGCUGCUUGUGUAUUAGUCACCUCAUAGGAUGGACAGCAUUUCUCUCCACUAUGCUUUUCUUCACUGACUUCAUGGGACAGGUUGUGUAUAAUGGUGAUCCACAUGCUGAACACAAUACUACUGCAUACAUUAUCUAUGAGCGAGGUGUUGAAGUAGGAUGCUGGGGCUUGUGUAUUAAUGCAAUAUUCUCAGCAAUAUAUUCAUAUACACAGAAGAUCAUCGUGCCUCUAAUUGGAUUGAAAAUAUUGUACUUUUUGGGUUAUGUCCUGUUUGGCAUUGGAACUGGAUUGAUUGCGUUCUUUCCUAAUGUUCUCUUCACCCUGAUCCUUUCUGCAAUAUUCGGAGCAAUGUCAAGUACACUUUAUACCAUUCCCUUUAACUUGAUAGCUGAGUACCAGAAAAAAGAGAAGAUUGAAAGGAAGAAUGACGGGGCAGCUGUGAACGAAAGCAGAGGUAAAGGUAUCGACUGCGCUGCCCUGACCUCCAUGGUACAGUUAGCACAAAUCCUAGUCGGAGCAGGUGUUGGAGCUCUGGUAAACCUGGCAGGCACUGUGAAAGUUGUGAUGAUCACUUCGUCAGCCAUCUCCUUUCUGGGUUGUUGCUUUGUUGUAGUAUUUGUUCACUAUGUUGACUGAGAUGAGCGGAAGGAAUGCAAAACUGUGAUAAUUUUGUUUUCUCAAUUUCAUUAAAUGCUCCAAAUUAUUAUCUGUGUCUUCCCCAAUGACUCCAAUGUUGCC
Molecule: messenger RNA, 1779 nt
Organism: Hypanus sabinus (Atlantic stingray)
Lineage: Eukaryota; Metazoa; Chordata; Chondrichthyes; Myliobatiformes; Dasyatidae
Gene: slc45a2
Product: solute carrier family 45 member 2
Exons: 7
Coding region: 49-1677 (542 amino acids)
Biological process (GO): transmembrane transport
Cellular component (GO): membrane
Molecular function (GO): sucrose:proton symporter activity
Source: RefSeq, a predicted model, not a curated record